UAUAUGUCGGUUUUUGUAUUUCACUCAGUAGAAUCAAGUGUGGGCAGGAGAACACACUGGAUAAACAAAAAAAAAUCGAUUUUCGGAAUAAUUUUUUGAUGUUUAAUUCCCAUUUUUAUUUUGGGGUUCUCCAUUACCGAAUGGAUUUUUAUCGCGUUCUGGCCGUCCUCAAUUAUCAUAUCUUGUUGUAAUCAUAAUUUUCCUUAUCUUCAACUAGAUUUACUUUAUACACAAACAUAACAUAUGAGUGUUCAAGAUAAUAAAUCAUCGUUUUCGGGUGUAACUAUUGACGGAAGAAUGACACAAGGAAUUACUAGUGCUAUACCAAAGAAAAGGCAAGAUGUUCUUAAAUGGUACGGCUGGGGUUAUAAAGACUCACACUUCUAUGUGGAUGGACAAACUAUAUGUUUCCAGGGAGAUAGAUAUCCUCUUGAGGGCUGUGCGCUGCCUUAUUUCACUGACUGGGUGUACCAGAAAUUUAAUCUUAAAGUUGACCCAACUGUCCCAUUUCCAGAAUUACCAACUGAUUUUCCAAAACCAGUCAUAAAUGAAGACUUCUUCAAUGACAUAAAGUCAUUAAAAAUUAGUCAUUCCGACAAGGGAGAAGACCGUUUAAUACGAUGCCACGGACAAACAUUGCACGAUAUAUACAAUUUAUGGCGAAAUGCUUUUGAGAGAAUUCCUGAUAUUAUUGUUUGGCCAAAGUGCCAUAAUGACGUCAUGACAAUUAUAAGCUUUGCUCAUAAGCAUAAUGUAGUUAUAAUACCUUAUGGAGGAGGGACCUCAGUAUCUGGUUCAAUAACAUGUCCUCAGAAUGAAACUAGAAUGAUUUGUAUUUUGGACACUUCACAGAUGAACCGUAUGUUGUGGUUAAGUAGAGAAAAUCUUACAGUUUGUUUCGAGUCGGGAAUCGUUGGCCAGGACCUUGAGCGUGAGUUAAAUAAAAUUGGUCUUACUGUUGGACAUGAACCAGAUAGCUACGAGUUUUCAACACUAGGAGGAUGGGUAGCUACGCGAGCAUCAGGCAUGAAGAAGAACGUUUAUGGCAAUAUUGAAGACCUGGUUGUAAAAGUGAAGAUGGUUACUCCUAAUGGUGUUCUGCAACGCGAAUGCUCAGCUCCCCGAGUAAGUUGUGGACCAGACUUUAAUCAUCUAGUAAUGGGUUCAGAAGGUACCCUAGGUGUUGUGACGGAGGUUGUUUUGAAAGUGCGACCAUUACCUCCAGUAAAACGAUAUGGUUCCUUAGUAUUUCCUAAUUUCGAGUUCGGAGUUAUGUUUAUGCGAGAGGUGGCAAAACGACGUUGUCAACCAGCCAGUGUGCGUCUCAUGGACAACGAGCAAUUUAUAUUCGGUCAAAGUUUGAAACCCGUCAAAGGUUGGCUGGGAAGUGUGUUUGAUUAUUUGAAAAAAUCCUACGUUACUAAUAUCAAAGGGUUAGAUUUGACGAAAAUCUGUGCAGCAACAUUAUUGUUUGAAGGCGAAUUGGAGGAUGUACAAAGACAAGAGAGAUUGAUUUAUGAGAUUGCGAAAAAGUUUAAAGGAUUCCCGGCUGGUGGACAAAAUGGUGAAAGAGGUUAUAUAUUAACGUUUGUCAUAGCGUAUAUCAGGGAUUUUGCCUUGAAUCAAGAAAUCGUAGCAGAAUCAUUUGAAACAUCUGUGUCUUGGGAUCGAUGCAGCUCUUUGUGUCGAAAUGUGAAACUACGCGUUGAAAAUGAAUGCUCCCGCUACAAUAUCAAACACUUCUUAAUAUCCUGUCGAGUCACACAAACAUAUGAUGCCGGCUGCUGCAUUUAUUUUUACUUUGCUUUUAAAUACACUGGCAUCCACAACCCUGUCGAAACCUACGAGGCGAUUGAGAAUAGUGCCCGAGAUGAGAUUUUAUCAUCAGGUGGAUCACUUUCACACCAUCAUGGUGUAGGAAAAAUUCGUAAAAAAUGGUAUAAAGAAACAGUUUCAGAUAUUGGAUUUAGUCUCUACGAAGCUGCCAAAAAGCAGUUAGACCCUAAAAAUAUAUUUGCUGCAGGCAACUUAAGAACCAGAGAAAAUCAAGUGGAGGAAAAGAAUUCGAUUCCAAUUCUUAAAGCAAGGUUGUAAAAUGAAUGCACAAAAGUAAUAUAAAUAUUAUAAACGCAUGUAGCCUUAAUUUUUAUAUAACAUAAUUUUUGUAAACUCUUGAAACGAUUUGUUUUAAUACUUUUCGAUUGAUUUCAUGUUGAAUCACUGCUCUUAAUUAGUAGAUACGUUUUUGUAACUUUCUUCAUUUAAUGUUUUGGGAAUAAACAUAGAACCUAAG
Messenger RNA from Episyrphus balteatus (marmalade hoverfly), 2293 nucleotides. RefSeq names its product alkyldihydroxyacetonephosphate synthase (gene Agps). Lineage: Eukaryota; Metazoa; Arthropoda; Insecta; Diptera; Syrphidae. Gene Ontology annotation, biological process: lipid biosynthetic process. The coding region runs from base 244 to 2094 and encodes 616 amino acids. The transcript is spliced from 6 exons. The record is from RefSeq and is a predicted model, not a curated record. Gene Ontology annotation, molecular function: alkylglycerone-phosphate synthase activity; FAD binding.